This is a messenger RNA of Nomascus leucogenys (northern white-cheeked gibbon), 6460 nucleotides long. The record is from RefSeq and is a predicted model, not a curated record. Lineage: Eukaryota; Metazoa; Chordata; Mammalia; Primates; Hylobatidae.
UCCUGAGUAACUCUGAGGCUGAAACUGCUCAGGUUUACUUUAAGGCAGGGGCUGUGAUUUUCCCUGUGACUGACGUCCUCCAGGGAUCAACUGCAUUUCAGGUGUGUGAGGGGAGAGUGACUGCCCACCUGGCUACCCAGCCCUUCUUUCUGAGCCCCUGUUUACUCGGUUGCUGGGGCCUCCAUGACAGAUUUGCUUGGUGACCUUACACUGCAGUGGCUCCUGGGGCCAGAGAUGUGACCAAGGAGGGACCUUGCACUGAGGAACCUGUGACCGUAGGAAGACCCUCUGAGGCCGACUCUUGUUUGGCCUGGGCCAGUCCCUCCUACCAACACUGAUAAGAAUUUAGGUUCCUAGCAUCCCAGUAGGCAGGGUCACAAAGACAAGCUGAGAACUGAUACCACUGCUGUACCCACCCCUGGACCUCCCUGUCCCAUGCAGGAGUCUAAGCCAGUGCAACCAAGGCCGAGCACACACCCAUACCACAUGGCAAGGGUUUCACACGGGGUUUUCAUUUUUUCACCCCUGGCCGAACGAUGCAAGCUACCAGCCAUCCACCCAGACUUCUUAGAGUCUGUGCCAAAUACAUACUCAGACCAGAAUUAAGUUCAGGCCAUGGUAGGGGUGACCAGCCACUCUGCCGUGACUUGGAUUCAGCCAUCAAUUCCAAAGAAGCACACAGUGCCUUGCGUUUUGCUGGCUGGUUUGUUUUUGUAAAAUGAUGGGGCGGGAAGCAGUGCUGGGCAUUGGAAAGGGGCUGAACAAGGGGAAAUCUUCAAUACCUUUUAAAUGGAAACAUGUCUAGUUGGCCUCUUUUCUGUAAGGAACUAUACUGGGCGUCACAGAGGUGCAAAGACUAGAGUGAUCAAUUCAGGCCCUGGCCUGAAGGACUUCAUUAUUGAGAGUUCCCCGUAUAUAUAAAUGGCUAAACUCUCAGGCCAGUGAAUGCCUGUGACCAAGUGCCAAUGGGUGAAAGUAGAGGUUCCAGACCAGGAGUGGGAAAUGCAUCAACAGAGAGCUUGGCCACACACCGGCCCGGAGUGCAGAGGAGCAGUGCCAGGCCUCUGGGCACUGAGUUCUGAGCUUCUGGAGGGCCAGGAGAUACUCCCACCUGCAAAUGACUGGCUGAUUGCACUUUCCUUAGAGUUUGCCACCUGCGUUUCUGCUCUACCCACUAACUGCCUGCUUAGGUGCAGGGAGCCAGGCAGGGGCAGUGGUACCUGGGUCAGGACACUACAGCAGCCUCUGGCCUCAGGCAGGGAGUGCUGGACAGGCCAUCUCCUGUCCUGCUUUGUCUCUUUCUCCUUGAGCUCAGGACACAGUGGGGAGCCCUCGUGUUUCUGUAAGGUCAUCACACAGGCUGGAAUGUGUUUUUUUUUCCUCUCUCCCUGUCUUUCUUUUAAUGGACAAACACCCUUGAGGUUCUGGUUGAUUUUCUUAGAGAAAUGUAGAUUCUUUGAUUCUAACGAUGGAACAUAAGUUUUCUGAAUUUUAAGGAAAAUAAAGCCCAAGAUUUCAACAACCAGUGUUCCUGCCAAAUCCACUGGGCAAACAGAAAAGCUGCCUGCCUCCGGUGCUCCCAGACCCCCGUCCUUCUCAAACACGCAUCAGACACUUUGCACCAAGAAAAAACAAAGGGCAUCCCUCCUGGGGCCACCCUUGCCCCCUCUCCAGGUAUGCACUGUCUGGCGCGCCCUGCGUGGGGGCCGCAGGUUCAAGACACCCGGGCGCGGCGCGGGGCCCUGAUGGAUGCGGUGACCGAGGCUGUGGCUGCGGGCGCGGGGUCUCCUCGGCAGUCGCUGCCUCCGCGGCCCCCUCCCCAGCCCCAGCCUCAGCCUCAGCCCCGCUGAGCGGGCGGCCGGAGCAUGCGCCGUGCGCGCCGGGCCAGGAGGCGGGCGAGGAGGCAGCGCGCAUCACUCGGGUCCCCUUCCUGCACCCAGCCGCCACUUGCCGGUUGCUAAGCAGUUAUCAUUGUUUCUGUGGCGAUUGCAGAGGCUGUUGCUAAUUGGAGAAGCCCCACUAAGCAGCGGCAGCUUCCUCCUUCGGAUCGUCUCUCUGCUGUUUGCAUUUAAAGAGCAAACUCGGCUUGCCUGCCCACCCUCCCUCCCCCACCCUCCCCAAAAUAGCCUUGUGAUUUCGGAAGUAUGGAUUAAAAUCACACUCCUCCUCACCUUACCGCUUGGACUCUGGUGGCUCCCAACUCGCCGUCAGACCCCAACUGCCCCGGUGGUGGGAAGCGCCUGGACGGACCAUGACCACAGCCAAAGAGCCAAGCGCUUCGGGGAAAUCCGUGCAGCAGCAGGAACAGGAGCUGGUGGGGAGUAACCCUCCACAGAGGAAUUGGAAAGGAAUAGCGAUUGCACUCCUUGUUAUUCUGGUUAUCUGCUCCUUGAUCGUCACCUCGGUCAUACUUCUGACACCAGCGGAAGAUAAUAGUCUGUCUCAAAAGAAGAAGGUCACUGUGGAAGAUCUCUUCAGUGAAGACUUCAAAAUUCAUGACCCCGAGGCUAAGUGGAUAAGUGAUACAGAAUUCAUCUACAGAGAACAGAAAGGAACAGUGAGACUGUGGAAUGUUGAAACAAAUACUUCUACUGUCUUAAUAGAAGGCAAAAAAAUUGAAUCAUUAAGAGCCGUCAGAUAUGAAAUAUCUCCAGAUAGAGAGUAUGCACUUUUUUCAUACAAUGUGGAACCUAUAUAUCAACACUCGUAUACUGGAUAUUAUGUCCUGAGCAAAAUUCCUCAUGGGGAUCCUCAAAGUCUGGACCCACCAGAAGUCAGCAAUGCAAAACUUCAGUAUGCAGGAUGGGGCCCUAAAGGCCAACAGCUGAUAUUUAUUUUUGAAAACAAUAUCUACUACUGUGCACAUGUCGGGAAACAGGCCAUCCGUGUGGUCUCCACUGGGAAGGAAGGUGUGAUUUACAACGGCCUCAGUGACUGGCUGUAUGAAGAGGAGAUUUUGAAGACACACAUCGCACACUGGUGGUCUCCGGACGGCACGAGACUGGCCUACGCCACCAUCAAUGAUUCCCGUGUCCCCCUCAUGGAGCUCCCAACUUACACCGGCUCCAUCUACCCCACCGUGAAGCCCUACCACUAUCCCAAGGCUGGAAGUGAGAACCCCAGCAUUUCCCUACAUGUUAUUGGCUUAAAUGGACCCACCCAUGAUCUGGAGAUGAUGCCGCCUGAUGAUCCACGGAUGAGGGAGUACUACAUCACCAUGGUGAAGUGGGCCACCAGCACCAAGGUCGCCGUGACCUGGCUGAACCGGGCGCAGAACGUGUCCAUCCUCACCCUCUGCGACGCCACCACGGGGGUCUGCACAAAGAAACACGAGGAUGAAAGUGAGGCCUGGCUCCAUAGACAGAAUGAAGAACCCGUGUUCUCCAAGGAUGGCCGAAAGUUUUUCUUCAUCAGAGCGAUCCCCCAGGGAGGACGAGGGAAAUUCUAUCACAUCACCGUGUCCUCGUCCCAGCCCAACAGCAGCAACGACAACAUCCAGUCCAUCACCUCCGGGGACUGGGACGUGACCAAGAUUCUAGCCUACGACGAGAAGGGGAAUAAGAUCUACUUCUUGAGCACAGAGGACCUGCCUCGGAGACGACAACUCUACAGUGCCAACACGGUGGGCAACUUCAACAGGCAGUGCCUCUCCUGCGACCUGGUUGAGAACUGCACCUACUUCAGCGCUUCCUUCAGCCACAGCAUGGACUUCUUCCUGCUCAAGUGCGAAGGUCCUGGCGUUCCUGUGGUGAUGGUGCACAACACAACAGAUAAGAAAAAAAUGUUUGACCUAGAAACAAAUGAACAUGUCAAGAAGGCCAUAAAUGACCGACAGAUGCCUAAAGUGGAAUACAGGAACAUCGAGAUUGAUGAUUAUAACCUGCCCAUGCAGAUCCUGAAGCCAGCAACCUUCACCGACACCACCCACUACCCUCUGCUCCUGGUGGUGGAUGGCACCCCGGGGAGCCAGAGCGUGGCUGAGAAGUUCGAGGUGAGCUGGGAGACGGUGAUGGUGAGCAGCCACGGCGCGGUGGUGGUGAAGUGUGACGGCCGCGGCAGUGGCUUCCAAGGGACCAAACUCCUGCACGAAGUGAGGCGGCGGCUAGGUUUGCUGGAGGAGAAGGACCAGAUGGAGGCCGUGCGGACGAUGCUGAAGGAGCAGUACAUUGACAGGACGCGCGUGGCCGUGUUCGGGAAGGAUUACGGUGGCUACCUGAGCACCUACAUCCUCCCAGCAAAGGGAGAAAAUCAAGGCCAGACGUUCACCUGCGGCUCUGCUCUCUCUCCAAUAACAGACUUCAAGCUCUAUGCCUCUGCGUUUUCUGAGAGGUACUUGGGCCUCCACGGACUUGACAACAGAGCGUACGAGAUGACCAAGGUAGCCCAUCGAGUGUCCAUGCUGGAAGAACAGCAGUUCCUGAUCAUUCAUCCCACUGCCGAUGAAAAAAUUCAUUUCCAGCACACAGCAGAACUCAUUACACAACUAAUUCGGGGAAAGGCUAAUUACAGCUUACAGAUUUACCCGGACGAAAGCCAUUACUUUACCAGCUCCAGCCUCAAACAGCAUCUGUACCGGUCCAUCAUCAACUUCUUCGUGGAAUGCUUCAGGAUCCAGGACAAACUGCCGACAGUCACAGCGAAAGAGGACGAGGAGGAGGACUAACCUCAGGUCGCUCUAAGCACAGACGUGGCUCUUUCUAUAACCAGAUGCAACUGAGGGAUUUCCUUGCCCUCCCUCUUCCCUCGGAGGGGCGGGGCGGGGCGGGGCCGGGUGUUCCAUAGCAUGUGUGUCUCGGAUGCCGAAGGCAGUUUUGCUUGGGAAACAAGCUCCUUCCCCAGGGCCAUCACUCACGGCCUCCAUGGCACCAGGGACAACUCUGUCCCCGCAGCAGCGCCUCCUCCUGGCACCCGAGAGACCGGCACACCAUGGCCCCUCCCCCAAGGAACAGAGCAAAGGAUAGUGGCCGCAGAGCCCACGCGAGCCCACAGGACACCGGCCCCUAGAUUCCAGCCACCAAGCGGAAGCAUGAGACCCGCCCACACUAGCCUCUGUGUUCCCGUUAGCAGCAUCACACCCUGUCUCAUGUCACAGUGCCAUGGACACAGCAGUUACAGCACAAUUGUUUUAGCAGUGCGUGUUCAUAUAUGGGCUUGCUACUUCCUGUAAUUAGGACAUUCAACAUGGCGAGGGGCUACAAGAAAACAAACCCUUUUCUGUACAGAGUCUUACUGUAGCUACGCUAAUGGUUAACCUGAUAGAAUUAACUCGUAUUUUUCUAUGGUUUUAACCUGAUGCUCCACUGUCUCCGUCAUGGGGUUGUUUCGCUGUUUUGGGUUUGGCCUUGUUUUGCUUUCCUUUCUCCAGUCCACGUGUAGACUUUGCUCUUGUUUGGAUGAAGAAGCAGAUCAGAAGUAACUGCUCGCUCCUCCAGGUUGUCUUCAGACGUCUUGGAGACGUCCCUAAACACUGAGGGGGAAGACAGCCAAUAGUACCCAUUAAAAGAAAUACGUAAAUAAAACCUCUCUCCCACUGAGCUGUGCUAGGGCUUGGCUGUAGAUGUGCACUGUCUAUUUACAUCUGUCCUUACAACCAUCCUUGUCCUCCUUGGUAUGGUAUCAAGCUCUUUCCCAUGACAUUUGGUUUAAAAAAAAAAACAGAAAAAAGACAAAGCGUCAACUGUACCCGCAGGCCUGCUGUGUGUGCUCGGGCCACAGGAGUCCUGAGGGUUCUGUGGGCCUGCGCGCAUCCCUCUCCCAUCGUGGGGGUGGCUCCGUGACCUUCCUGCCACGAGCAGGAGGUUGAUGAUGUGCUACGUUAGCCUUGUAAGAUACACUCCCACCAAAUGUGCGGCCGGUGUUCCCAGUGUAUAUUUCAUUCUGUUGUAUAUAAAGGAAGCAAUGUGUGUCAGGCCUCUGUGCAGUCAACCCAGCCUCCUCCCGCCAGUGCUAACCCCGUGUUGAGCCUGCAUGCUGACACUCUGGCUGAUCUGGACUCUAGAAGUGCUAGUUUGAAAUAUAUCCAUUACCGUCAUUUCCUUUUGAGCUUGUGGACAAGCUGAAUGUCAGGACUGACUUCUCCAGCUCCCAGCCCUGCGGGGGUGUCCUUGGCAUCACGUCAGCAGAGGAGAUGAGUCCCUGUUGCAUUUUGGUGUUUGGGGCUUUGGGUUUAGCCACGUGAGCUCUGAACGUCCGUUAGAGUUAGGGUGAUUGGAAGGUCUCCAUCACUGGGUGUUUUAAAGGUGAUUCACCACCAUUUGUGAAAGGACCAACGUGCUGACAAACAGGACCGAUCCGAGUGCUACAUGACUGUGCGUUUGCUAUUUCAAUGGGCCUGAACGACUACAAAGCCGGCUAGGUCUGGAAGGGGAAGCCAGCUCUGGCCACGACAUCUGGUCGGAGGGAAGUGGGGAUGUGGCAUGGUAGCGUCUGUUCAUCCAUGGAAUAAAACAUUAUUUUACCA